Molecule: messenger RNA, 10331 nt
Organism: Vitrella brassicaformis
Lineage: Eukaryota; Vitrellaceae
Source: the annotation of a GenBank genome assembly
CGAGGUGACUGAAUGAGAAUGAGAGCACAGCUGUUCCUGCGCGGAAAAACAAUCGCAGCCAAAGCGGCUCGAGGAUCUCUCGUGGUAUCAUUCCCUGGCCGCCGACGCACAUCUGAGGAGGUAACGCAACGCACGGCUCAGAGGCACACAAAGGGAUGGGAGGAGGAUGACUGUACCCACAACAGCCGUUUACGAGCACCAAAGCAUCUCCAGGCACUCACAUGGCUCUGUUUGGUUGCCUGUGUGUCGGCGUGUGUCAGCGUAUAGCAGCGACGUAGCCAGACGCAGCCAUGCCGAAGCAGGGAGCGCGGGACUGGUGCGAAAUCUGCCGAGAUGUCGACACGGACAUCAAAUGUAAGGGCAGUGGAGGGAGGCCACACACUCCCACAGCUGCACAUGAGUGGCGAGGGCAGCCAGGGGAGAGAGAGCAGAGCAGAGCAGGGGGCAGGGCGGCGGGGGGAGACACGACAACGGGAGGCGGCAAGGCGCGGGGGCGCAGGGCCACGGACGGGGCGUUUUGAGCGCAGAGAACACGCAGUCAUGUCCCGUCUGUCUGUCUGGUUGUCUGUGUGUGGCGUGCUGAUUGGAUUGGAUUGAUGUGUGUGUGCUUCUCUUCUCUCUCGGUGUGUCAGGCUGCAAUAAGCACUGCGGCAAGCGGUUCCACUGGGAGUGUCUGGGCAUCAAUCCAAAGAGCGUCCCCGACCCCAAGAAGUGGAAGGUAGGUCAGCCACUCACUCAUCCAUCGCACCGCACAGCCGAUGAAUAUAUGGCGCGUCAUAGCUAUGGUGGGUGGCAUGGUCGGCUUCUUCCUCUUCCUCUUCGUGUGCGUGUGUGUGUGUGUGUGUUUAGUGUGAGGAGUGUGAGGAGGACGACGCCCACGAGGAGCACUGCUACGUGUGCAAGCAGGACGCCAGAGAGGGCACCCUCCUGCUGUGCGACGGAUGCAACCGCUCGGCACACCUGGCCUGUGUGGUCAGUCAGUGAGCGGAGGGACUCAGUGCAGUCAAUGAAUGCACCAUAUACCUAUAUGAGAGACCUUCCCUUCUCUCAUGCCCAUCCAUGUAUGUAUCCAUCUGCCCACUCCUGGCUGCAGGGAUUGGUGGACGAGCCCCCCGAGCACGAGCAGUGGUUUUGUGAGCCCUGCCGGCGGCGGAGGGGGGGCGGCGCAGCGCCCGCCACAUCCUCUUGGCGACCCGACGCACCGGAAAAAGACCACAGGCAGGCGGCAGCACCGGCUGCUGCUGCUGGUGAGUCUGGCGGUGUUGGUGGUGCCGCGGAGGGGGUUAGUGCGGUGGAGGUUUCGCCUGCCGCCGCUCCACCUGCCGACGGCCUCAAGAACACAUACUGCCACAUGUGCCAGAGAGGUACGUGGCGGCAGAUGAGCACAGGAAGGCUGCAUUGAUUGCAUUCGGUUGGGUGUGUGUGUUUGUGUGCGUGUAUGUGACUCACGUAGGGGGCAAGUUGAUCGCGUGUGACUUUUGUGAGAAGUCGUUCCACGCCCGGUGCAUCGAGCUCAAGGCCGUGACCGAGCCCUGGAAGUGCCCGGUGUGCCUGGGAUACGACCCCCUCAAAAAGGACAAAGAUCGCAAGUACUCAUGGAAUGCAUGGAUAAAUGGAGUGAUGCACGCACACACACACAGGGGCAAUGGCAAUGAAAUGUCCCCUGGGGCUGUGCUGUGCUGUUGUGUGCUGUGUCAACAGGAAGACCAAGGCUGAGCGGAUGGCGCACAAGGAGGAGCUCAAGCGGGCCAUCAGACAGCUGCAGAGGAGAUCCAAACCAUUCGUACGCACACACACACAGACAGACAGACACAGACACAGACACACGACGCCUCACUACUCAAGCUCAGCCUUCUCCCUCCCUGGCACCAUACAUACCAUCUGUGUGUUGUGCUUCCACUCCACCAGCGUGCCGCCUUCCUGAUGUCCAACUUCGACAGCAUCAGACCCUUCUCAGAGAAGAAGUGAGCCAACACACACGUCCAUUCAUUCAGCGGCGCUGCACAACAGAGAGAGAGAGAGAGAGUCGUUCAUAGUCUCUCUGAUGUCUUGUGUUGUGUUGUGUUGCAUCAGGGUGCUGGAUGUUCUCCGGAAGGACGCCGGUGCGGCCGCCAAGAAGCCCGGCAAGAAACCUGGUCGGUCGGUGGGCUGGGCACAUCAACCUAACCUACCCUGCACAGACAGACAAACAGCCUACACCACAUUCCGUUCCGUCUGUGUUGUGUGCAGGUCGCGGUCGUCUGCGUCGCCUGGACGACUCCGAGGAGGAACCAACACCCACACACGUACGCACCAAGGAAGCUGCAUGUGCCCAUCCAUGCAUCCAUCCAUCCAUGCAUCCAUCCAUCCACUCUUCCCUUCCUUCUCCCAUCGUUAAGCAGAUACAGCACGAGUCUGAUUUGGUUGAGGACUACUUGACCCAGGCGGAGCGGCGGGCGGCCGAGCGGUCGGGUGCGGGUGCUAGUGACGACGGCAGUGUGGGCCUGGGCGGCGGUCGUGAUGUGGUGGCGAUGGGUGUGCGCUUGAAGGACUACCAGAAGUACGGCGUCAACUGGCUCAUCCACUCGUACUUCAACAAAGCGGGCGCCAUCCUCGCGGACGAAAUGGGUACACACGUUGGGAGGAGAGAAACAAAGAGACCUCCUGUGUGGGUCAUGUAUGUGUCUGUGUCAUGUGUGUGUGUGUGUCUGUGUGUGGCUGCACAUCUAUACACACGUGUGCUGUGCAGGUUUGGGCAAGACGAUUCAGACGUUGGCGUUUCUAUCGUACCUGAAGGUGUGUGAGGGCAUCAACGGCCCGCAUCUUAUCGUAGUCCCGCUGUCAACCGUCGGCAACUGGGCCAGAGAGGUAGAUAUGCACUUGCACAACACACACCCACACACAAACCGACAUACACCCCACCGUCUUGUGUGUGGGUGUGUGUGGGUGUGUUGUGGCGUCUCACCUGCAGAUUCGUCGGUUCACGCCUCACCUGCGCUUCACCAAGAUCUGUGGCGGCGCGGCCGAGAGGGACUGGAUGAUCCUCGAUGAAGGUCACACAUCCACCCGCCACAACAGACACACCACACCACACCACACCCCACCUCAUUCCUGUCUGGUGUGUCUGUCUGUCUGUGGCGUCUGUGUGUGUGUGUUGUCCGAUUCAUUCAGAUGCGCAGUACGGCUACUACGACAUCUACAUCACCUCCUACGAGACGGUCAAGACGGAGGAGCGCUUCUUCGCCGACGAUCUCACAUGGAACUGCAUCGUGCUUGGUGGGGACAACAGACACACACGUAGCGCAGGCUGCGUGUCUGUCUGUAUGGCUGCGGCUGUCUGUAUUUCUGUCACUGUGUGGGCAUGGUUGUGAGUGCAGAUGAGGCCCACCGCAUCAAGAGUGAGAAGGGGUCCGUCCGGCACUCACUCGAUCGCGUGACGAGCUGUGCCAGGAUACUCCUCACAGGUGGGGACAGGGAGGGAGCGAGGGAGGGAGGCAGGCACCACACACACACACACACACACACAGACAGGCACAGAAAGAACAAACAGCUCCACAGACACGUGAGCGCACCAACGGAUGGCUGCAUCGAUGCGUCGGGGUGUGUGUGUGUGUGUGUGUGUGCAGGGACCCCGCUGCAGAACAACAUCGGCGAGUUGUUCACCCUCCUCAACUUCCUCUUCCCCGACGUCCUCACAGAGAAGGAACUCUUCGACAGAGUACGGACGCCGGCCACCACACACACACACACACACAGACAUUGGCGCACCAUGGACAGAUACCACACUCGUUUCUCCCCCUCUCCCCCCUCCCCUGUGUGUGAUGCCGUCCAUCAGGCGUUUCAGAUGGGUGCGUCAGGCGCCAAGAGCAUCACGAUUAAGCGUGCGGAGCGACCCAAGGGCGCCAUCAAGCGCAAAAAGAACGUUGAGGAGGAGGCCGAGGACCUCGAGGUCGUCGUCGACGAGUCGCUCAUCAAGUAUGCACACCACACAGUCAACAGAACGACCGACCGCAGCACACGAGUGCACUGACUGACCAUCGAUGCACGCGAUGCGUGUGUUGUGUUGUGUUGUCGGACAUAUUGUGUGUGUGUGUGUCCAGGAAGAUCGCAGAGUUGUUGUCGAGGCUGAUGCUCAGACGCACCAAAGAGCUGGUCAGCCCUGCCAAACCAAAAGAGCAGCACCCUCACUCGACACAUCUGUCUGUCUGUCUCUCUGUCUGUCUGUGUGUGUCAGGUGGUCAAGUUGCCCGAGAAGCACGUCCAGGAGAUCUGGAUGCCUCUCGCACCACAAGCUGCCAGACUGUAACCACACACACCACACCCUGACUUGCCCCUCCACCCCUCCCUCCAUCCCUGUGUCUUUAUGUGUGGUGGUGGUCUCAGGUACGGUCGUUUGCUGGAGGUGUCGCUCAAGAAGGAGGCCGGCACCUUCGGCAAGUCCAACUACCAGGUCCUGUUUGGGCUCGUCAUCCACCUCAGAAUCUGCUGGUCUGUCUGUCUGGGCCAACACGCACACACACACACACACGCACACACACAGACAUUGGCGCAUGGUGUUGGUCUGGUUGUUUGUGUGUUUGUUCAGUGAUCACCCUGCCGGCGUGGUGUCGCGUGACAAGAUGGUGGAGCAGCUGCUGUCGUAUGAGGACGACCUCGACGAGCGGGAGAAGUUCAGACAGGAGAUUCAGGCCAUCAAAGACAGCGAAGGCACGCACACACACACACACACACAGAUAGAGAGAGAGAGGGCCAGGGCGAGGCGAUAAGUAAGAGCAUGUGUGUGGUGUGUGUGCAGGGUGGGCUCACGUGGUGGCGUCCAACAAGAUGCUCUACCUGGAUCGGCUCCUCUGCCAGCUCAACCAGCUCAACUGCAAAGUCAUCCCACACCUCAAAGUAAGUAACCAACUUGCCCACCACUCCACACACACACACACACACACACAUCCAUCCAUCCCUCCCUUUGCAUCAUGCGUGUCGGUCGUAUCGUUUUGUGCACUGCACUGCCCUGCAGCACGCCGACCGCACUCGUGUGCGUCACUGGCACGAGCGUGUGCACGAGUACAUGCAGCAGGUCGACCCCCUGCUGACGGUCAAGGACGUCCACGAGACAGCCGCACUGCCCCAGCUCAAGAAGAAAAAACCCAAGUCGGGCGACAUACGCGACUACUUCAAGCCGUCGGCCGAGGGUCAGGAGGGAGACGGUGGUGGUGGUGGUGUUGGCGAGGGAGAGGGAGAGGGUGGUGAGGAGAUCAAGAAGGAGGUCGACGGCGACGUCAAGAUGGAGGUGUCACCCGAGGAGAAGAGGAAGGAACACCAUGCCACCAUCAACCUCUGGAAGGUCAGCCAGCCUCUCAGCCACCCACUUACACACCACACCACACCACUCCCUCGUGUGUGUGGCAGAAAUCUCUGCUGGAGCCCAGCGGUGACCGCGAGCUCUUCCUCUCCACCAUGGCCAUCGACAAGGCCGCCAUUGUCAAGAAACACGUCACCGGGCCGCCAGGCGAGUACGCCAAACACGACCAACACAUGCCACCCGCACCAGCACCAGCAGCAGCAGCAGCCGCCGCCGCCGACGACAAGGGCGGCGGUGGCGGUGGUGGUGGUGGUGGUCAGCGGAAGCGCAACGGCGUCCCUUCCGAGUCGGGCGAUGAGUCUGACGUGGUGCUGAAGCGCAGGUCCCGGCACAGGAAGCGCGCCCGGCUGGACGAUGACGACGAUGACGACGUGGAUAACGCGCCGAUGAAGCCCACCGAGGGUGGUGGUGGUGCAGAGGUCGACGAGCUCCUCAUGGAUGUCGACAUGAAGGACGCCCACGCGCCCGACGUGCCGCCCAAGAGGGAGGAGCAGCCUGCGGCCCCCGCACCACCGCAGCCGGCGGCCUCUGCACAGGCGAUGGACGUCAGUGUGGAGCCAUCCCCCAGCGAGCCUCAGCCGUCACCUGCCGAGCCACCAGCACCAGCAGCAGCUGCUGCCGCUGCUGCUGCUGAGGCUCCUGCAGGAGGGGCUAGGGAUGGAGGAGACCAGGAGAUGGGCGAUGGCGGGGCGGAGCCAGCUGGGCCCACAGCGAGUCCUGGUGAAGAGCCGAUAGCAAGCCCUGUUGGCGAGGCUGGCAGUGGUGUGCCGGCCGAGGGUGGGCAGCAGGGCGGCGGGGCUGCAGAGGAGGCCGAACAGCCAUUCAGGUGAGAGAUAGAGAGAGUGUGUGUGUCCGCUGUGCGCAUCAAUCAUCCAUCAGCCAUGUGUGUGUGUCAUGUCAUCUGCCUGUGUGUGUGUGGUGUAUAGGAUGAACAAGGUGUUGGUGUUCACUCAGUUUCAGCUGGUGCUGGACGAGCUGGAGCGGUACUGCCAGUGGCGGGGCUGGAAGUACCUCCGCCUCGACGGCAGCACUAAUCGCAUCAUUCGCGAGCUCGACAUACGCGACUUCAACUCGGACGACUCAGACCACCUCGUCUACCUCAUCUCCACAAGAGCCGGUCAGCGAGUGCGGAAGACUCACACAUGACACGACACACAUGGCACUGCGCACACACACGUGCAUACAUCGGUGUGGUGUGUGUCAUGUGUUGCUGUCUGUCUGUCUGUCUGUGUGCAGGGGGGUUGGGCAUCAAUUUGGUGACGGCCAACCACGUGGUCAUGUUUGACGAGGACUGGAACCCCUUCGUAGACAUGCAGGCCAUCGACCGGUCAGCCAGCGGCCCAACCCCUUCUUCGACACAGAAACACGCUCUCACUCCAUCGCCUGUGUGUUCUUCUCCUCUCCUCCCUCCCUCGUUCAUUCAGUGCUCACCGCAUCGGUCAGCUGCGCCCCGUGACAGUGCACAAUUUGGUGACCGAGUGGAGCAUCGAGGAGCGCAUGGCGUUCCGCCGCGAGCAGAAGCUGCGCCUCGACAAGCUCGUCGUCAAGGCACAGCGCGACCGCAAGGUCCUCGGUGACGAGGGCGGCGAUGUGAUAGCCGAGGAGGAGGAGGCCGCCGCCCACGACGAGAAGCUCAGCUCCAACGAGAUCAGCCGGCUGCUGCUCCACGGCGCAGAGGUGCUCAAGGCCUUCUGUGGCGAGGACAUGACCUCCGCCAAGCUGGAGGAGUUCGUUGGCCGGGAGCGGCGCGUGCUGCCCUCCACACUGGCCCCCGAGGAGCCCGACGACGACGCCAUGCUCAGGGAGUUCGCCGAGGAGGGGGCCGAGGACAACGGCAACGGCUAUAACAAUGGCCGUGUCGGCCGCAUCUCCACCAAACAGAUGAUGAAGGUCUUCGACGAGGCAGCCGACGUGCCUGACAGGGAGGGGGGCGGCACCGACCCCCUCCCAUCGCCCCAGGAGGACGUCGGCGAGGCGGUGGGCGGCACAGACGCCAGGGUCCAGGCGGCGGCGGCAGCAGCUGCUGCCGCAGCCGCAGCACCAGCGGCCGACCAGCCGUCGAUGGACCACACCCAGGCUGGUGGUGCGGCCAUCAGUUUGGGCAACGUGGUGUUCGGCACGCGUGUGCGUCGGAAGGCCAAGGAGCUGUACAUCCCGCCUGACUUCGUCAAGGAGGACCGCAAGAAGAAGCCGGAGCUCAAGCACGAGCACAAGUGCUUCAUGUGCGGGGAGGGGGGCGACCUCGUGCUGUGUGACAGGUGCCCAAAGGCAUACCACCUCGAGUGCGUCAACCUCACAGAAGUGCCAAAGGGACAAUGGUUCUGCCCCUGGCAUGAGUGGUACGCACGCGGAGGGAGGGAGGGAGGGAGGGGCUGACAGACAGACAGACAUACACGUCGUUCGCUCACCCCACCCUGUGCUGCUGGGGUGUUUGUUAUUAUUCCUGUGUGCACCUCCCUCAGCAAUGAGUGUGGCCGUCGUGCGUCCAAGGCUGGCGGCAUGCUUAUCCACUGCCAGGACUGCGCACUGUCGUACUGCUUCGACUGCUUCCCGGACGAAUUCAGGUAAAGUGUCAGCCAGACAACAAGGCACAAUACGGGCACAAAGUCCCCCUGUCUGUCAUCUCCCCUUCCGAUUCCUCCCUUUGUGUGUCCCUCCCUCCCUUCCUCCCUUCCCAAGGCGAGUGGUGCCUGAGGCGUCGUUCUUCCGGAAGCUGCAUCGCAGCAACUGGCAUGUCGACCCCAAGACCAUGAUCUUCUUCGUCUGCAACAUCUGCAGGUGGGUGGGCCUCACAGACACUUACUUGGACAGACAGAGAUGACAUGCAUGGCACGCACCUUCAUGUGUGUGUGGGUAUGCACUCGUUCGUUCGUUCGUGUGUGUGUGUGUUUAGGAGCUACCGUGAGGUUGAGCGUCGGAAGAAGAUGAAGCAGUCGGAGCUCGACGAGGAGCGGCGGAAGCAGCGGGAGCUCAACCAGGCCGGACGAGAGGAGAUGAACAAAGACAAGGAGAAACGCAAGUACGGACACACACACACCACAUCCAACGAAAUGAAUGAACACCCCACACACAUACACCCAGCCCACCUCCCUCUGUGUGGUGUGUGCCGUGACAACGGGUCGAUCUGCAGCGAGGAGCGUCAGCGUCUGCUCAAGGAGUCCAAGGAAUCCAAGGCCAUCAAAUCGGUACCGUACGCACGUCACGCGACUCGACGCCAUGUGUGGUUAGACCAUGCCAUGCCUGAGUGUGUGGUCGGUUGGGUGGAUGCGAUGCCUUCAUUCAGGAGUACGACAACCUGGGCAAGGACCUUCGCGAGGCCGGCGAGAAACUCAUCCCCAAGUCACUCCUCGACGCUUACGAGGGGCGCAUCAAAGCCGUGGUACGGACGGCAACAGACUCACUCCAACACCCACACACACGCAGACAGACAGCCGAGACAGCCAGCCUCUCUCUGUGUGUCUCUGUCUGCCUGAGUAGGAUGAGGAGCGCAAGAAGGUGCAGGUGCAGGUUGACGAGUUGAACGGUCGGAUCAGCGCGGCCAAGGAGAAGGGGGACGACACCAAGGCCCUCCAGGCCGAGCUCAAGAAGCUCAAGCGGAAGAUGCCUUCCAAACCCAACGGGCCAAACACAUGGAUGCACAUCUGCUCCAACUGCAGCUUCCCUGGUCCACCACACCACACCACAGGCCACACAGCUGACGUGUGUGCACCGCUCGCUCCCUGUGUGUCCGGUCUGCAGGCCACCGCACGGUCGACGAGUGUCCGUACGACCCUGAGUUUCGGUACAACAGGUCGACCAAGACGGACGCCGCCACUGGUGCGCAGCACGUCACCAAGAGCCAGAGGGUGUGCACCAAGUGCGGCAAGAGCACACACCUACGGCGCGAGUGCCCCCAGCUCGACGACGAGGAGCGGGCCGUCUACGAGCAGCGCCGCCGCCAGUGGCCGAAGCUGCUCGACCUCGUCCGCAACAUGUCGCCCCUCAGCGCCCCCCCACACAUCGACCAGAGCAGAUUCGAGAAGGAGAAGAAGAGCUACGUCGAAGCCCUGGACAGGAAGCUCCGCCACCUCAUCGAGGAGGCCGGCCUCUUGCCCAUCAACACGCCGUCGUCCGAGUCAGCAGCUGCAGCAGCUGCAGCAGCCGACGAGCAGCCAGCACCGGCGUCCAGUGCGGCAGCAGCAGCUGUCGCUGCCGGAGGGGGCCAGGUGGUGAUCAGCGACGAUAGCGAGGACGCCAAGCCUCUGCAGGCCAAGAAACCCUCACCACCCAAGAAGGCUCCUGCUGCUGCCGCUGACAAGGGAGACAAGAAGAAGGCCGAGAGGAAGCCGCGGGCCGCCCCGGCGGCGCGGAAGGAGGGCGGUGGUGGGGGUGGGCGGAAGGGUGCCGGUGGUGGUCGGAAGGCCAUCUACCUGGCCCCAGCCAGGGUCAUGGAGCACUUCAUCGGCACCAUCAAGGAGUACCAUUCGAGUGGCCAUGUGGGUCGCCCGGAGUAUCACGUUUUUCUGUCCGAGUGCAAGGUUGAGGACGUCCGGCCAGGCUCCUGCAAGCUGCUCGACUCCCACCCCCCUCCCCCUGCCCCCAUCCCUCCCGCCGUCCCCAAGCCCAAACCCAAGCCCAUGGCCAGCACUGCCGCAGCACCCAUGCAGGUCGAGGAGGAAGAGGUCGAGGAGAUGCCACCUGCCCGCCCAGCACCAGCAGCACCACCACCACCCGCCGCCGCCGCCGCCGCCGCCGCUGCCCCAGCGAGGAACCAGGAGAUGGCAGACCGCCCGUGGGCGGAUGAGGCCAGGUGAGGAGGCUCAUGCACACACCACGCAGAGUGGGUGAGGCAGUGACCGUGUGUUUCUGUCUGUGUGUGUGUGUGUAUGUCAGCGACUCCGCCGAUGAUUCGCCAGAUGACGAGCCGCCGCGUGGGCCUGCGAGGGGUGCACCCGCGCAGGCGGAGCUCAUUGAGCUCGACUGACCAGCCACCGGGCUGGCCCUUGGUGCUUCUCCC